AGCAACUUUGCUCCGGAAUUUGCGCAGCCUGGCGCAGCCUGGCGCAAGAGCAACCCAUCCGGCGCUCGAUCGCUGUAAUAUCAUCCCUAUUUUUAGUGCCGUGCCAGCGAUUCGACAGGUUGGGCACCGCUCCAGGCACAGUGCCUCUCCCUAUGCACUCUCACUACUAAAAGAGUGCUUCUCAUCCGUUGCAUUGGCAGCUUACCGGCAGCCGCCGACGCAGAACUCAGCCGCUGCAUGACGUCGUAGACCAGUCUUGGCUGCCACACUGUAUACCCACAAAACCAUGCGCUCGCCUCUGCUGAGCGCCAUGCGCUUCGUCGGCCACCGCGGCGCCUCCCACAUCGCGCCCGAGAAUACGAUGGCUGCCUUUCGCGCGGCGACGGCGCGAGGCGUCGGCUUCGAGUGCGAUCUGCAGGCGCUGCGGGACGGCACGCUGCUCGUGCUCCACGACGACACGCUGCUCCGGACGGCCACGGCGCCCCCGGGGCUGAGCGACGCGGCGGCGCGGCGCUUCCGUGAGUUGGUCCGCACGCCCGUCGGCGAGCUUGUGUACGACGACGUCCGCGACGUCGACGUCGGGAGCUGGAUGAAUCCAAAGUUCGCGUCCGAGCGGCCGCCGCGCUUCGACGAGGCGCUCGGCGAGGCUGCUCCGGAUAUCUUCGCCGAACUCAAGGGCGACGACGACGGCUACAGCUUCGACGGGCGAUUGCCCGACCUGGUCGGGGCGCUCGCGCUGCCGUCUUCACUAACAUGGAUCUCGUUCUCUCUGCCGCUCGCGGGGCGCGGCGCGGACACCGCCGUAUUUCUACUAUCCUCCCCCCUGAGGCGACGAUCCCCACGCAGGUCGAGGAGCUCAAGCGGCGCGACAGUACACAACCGUGCCUGCACGUCGCCGAGCCGCGCAAUCUGGAAGACGCCUGGGCCGCGGCGCGCGCCGUCGCCAAUAGUGAUGUGGACGGCGUCGACCUGCCCGCUUCUCCAGAACUGGUCACGCCCGAGCUCGUGCGGUACCUCCACGACCACGAUAAAAGGGUUGCGGUCUGGGUCUGGCGCGCGCCCGCUUUGAAUGAUACGCCCGCGGUCUGGGACGCGUUGUCAAAGGCGGGCGUCGACGCGUUCACGUCGAACCUGCCCCCCGAAUUAAUCCUGUGAUGAGUUGUAAACA
Pelagomonas calceolata is the source of this 1168-nucleotide messenger RNA. Lineage: Eukaryota; Pelagophyceae; Pelagomonadales; Pelagomonadaceae. The record is from the annotation of a GenBank genome assembly.